Messenger RNA from Solenopsis invicta (red fire ant), 1371 nucleotides. RefSeq names its product putative nuclease HARBI1. The transcript has 4 exons. Bases 179 to 1327 code for a protein of 382 amino acids. NCBI's taxonomy places the organism in Eukaryota, Metazoa, Arthropoda, Insecta, Hymenoptera, Formicidae. The record is from RefSeq and is a predicted model, not a curated record.
UGCAAUUCUGUAUGCGAUUGGUAACGAAUAUUUUCGCUAUUCGUAACGAAAAACGUCGUUAUGUGUCGCUAUCAUAACCCAUGGUUCGGUACCCCUCGGUAGCGCGUAACGACGACGUAAAGAUAGUAGAUUGGAGGUUAGAAGCAUCCGAAGUGGUAAAAGUGUGUGCAGUUUUGAAAUGGCCCUUGAGUAUUUGGCAUGGGAACUGGCAUUAGUGCAGGAAAGAUUGCGUCUACUAGAAAGGCGUAUGGAAAGAAGGCGGCUGAGAGAUGCUCAGAACCCUUUUCAUCUUCCACGAGAUGAAUUUAUUAACUAUUUUCGCCUUACUUCAAAAAUUGUAAUCGACAUUUCAAAUGCAUUAAGGGUUGAUUUACAAAAUGAACGACUUACCGGCUUAGCACCAGAAAUCAAGAUAUUGAUUGCCAUACAAUUUUACGCUCAAGGCAGCUAUCAAAAAAGUGUCGGCAAUCAAUCUCAAUGGAAUGUUAGCCAACCAACAACAAGUCGUUGCAUUCAUGUUGUGACUGAAGCGAUCAAUCGGCGCUUGCUACGUAGAUGGGUGAAAUUCUCGAUGACCGAAGAAGAUCGAGCCCAAGCGCGUGCAAAAUUUUCCGCUGCUGCGUAUCCAUUUGAAGGAGCUAUCGGUGCUAUAGACUGUACCUUUAUUCAUAUUAUAGCCCCACAUGAAAAUGAAGAAGCGUUCAUUAAUCAUCAUGGUCGUCAUUCUUUGAAUGUCCAAGCGGUGUUGGAUUCGGAUAUGAAGUUGCUCAACAUUAAUGCGAGAUACCCAGGUGCACGAAACGACGCAUACAUCUGGAGCACAUCACCAAUUCGUCGAGUAAUGGAAUUCCAUUACAAUCGGGGAGAACGCAAAACUUGGCUGAUCGGCGAUGCUGGAUACCCUUUAGAACCGUGGCUCAUGACACCCUCGGCCAAUUUUCCUGAAGACACACGACAAUUCCAAUAUACGCAGCAGCUUUUUAAAGCAAGAAAUGUUGUUGAACGUUUCUUUGGUGUUUUGAAACAUGUAUGGAGAUGUUGUUCUUAUCAACGAGUGCUAAUGUAUAAACCAGCAUUUGCUGCUAAAAUAGUUAAUGCAUGUGCAGUAUUGCAUAAUAUAAGAAUUCAAUACCGUUUACAUUUUGAAGAAUUUGAAGUACCAAUAAUUGCUAAUAAUCCUCAAAAUGAAAAUGCUAUUGACAUUAAUGAAGAUGUAGCUCGAAGAGGGCCACGAGCUUUGGCUCAAAGAAUUCAACGCCAAAUAAUGAGAGAAAGAUUUCCCAAUUAUCGUGAUGCGGAAGAUGAAGAGCGUGGUGAAGAUAAUUAAACGUGUUUGUUUGCUUUAUUAAGUGGCAUUUUAAAUAAGAAUAU